Molecule: messenger RNA, 411 nt
Organism: Desarmillaria tabescens
Lineage: Eukaryota; Fungi; Basidiomycota; Agaricomycetes; Agaricales; Physalacriaceae
Exons: 1
Coding region: 1-411 (136 amino acids)
Source: RefSeq, a predicted model, not a curated record
AUGGAUUCCUCACCAACUGUGCCUUUGGAUGCUCCUUUAUUGGAGGCCCUCAAGCCUCUGCUGCCUCUCUUUUCUCAGUAUCUCUCUUUUCUAUCGGGUGCUACAGCUGCGGGUAUUCGAGCAGCACACUGGGCACUUAGCAAAGCCUCGUAUCCCAUUUUCUCGCCACUUCCAGUAUUCAUUUACGCCUUCGCGCCGCUCACCGUAUUCACACAAGUAACCCUUAAUAUCGUGGUCUUCACACCGGCGCGGGCCAUCCUAUCCCUUCUAGAAUUCAUCUACCCUCUCUAUGUCCUCGUGGGCGUUGCCUGCAUAACGGGACUGCUAGUCGGCGGAGUAGGAAGACUGUUGACGUUGCGGAUACUGGUUUGGGGUGUUGGUUCGCCAGUGGAAAGAAGAAAGGCAGGUUGA